AUGUAUCCCGCCAGGCCCCGUCUGCCGGUGCUGGCCCCUCGCCUGCCGGGCAACUCGCCUCCGGUCGUUGAGAGGCCGAGCGUCAAGGAGCAUACCGAGCAGGAGUGGGACGCCCGGAGGGAUCUCAUCCACGCGCUCUACAUAGGCGACAACCGCAAGUUGAACGAGAUCAUGGCCAUCAUGGAGACCAAAUACGGAUUCGCCGCCACCGAGCAAAUGUACAAGAAGAGAUUCAAGAAGUGGAACAUCAGGAAACGAUCAUACAGGAAAGCGUCUGAUGUGGCCAAAACCUCACCAGCUGCCUCUACUACCGCCUCUCCUUCCACUUCCACUUCAUCUUCAACCGAGGCAGCGCAGCAAGGCGACGACGAAGGUGUGGAGGAAAUCCCAAGGACGGAAUUCUCUACAGCAACAGGCCUCGACUUGGUGCCAAAUCCCCAUUUCAGGCCUCUGGCGGAUCUGGAGCUCGUCUUGAACGGCGUCAUGUCUUGGAGCUCGGGGAAACUGGAAUCGUAUCGCAUAGCCUCCGAUCCCAUGUCCCAGUAUCUCGCUACUCCCAACCAGCCGCCUAUGCAAGAUUCCCGAACCAUGUACCGGACCUUCGAGCUGGUCUUUGAUCUAUGGUCCCAUGGCAAAGGCGACCUUGCCGGCAUGGCGGCCAGGAAAGGCUUUUACGUCAUGGAGUUUGUCCUCACAGAGGAGCACCCCGAUCUACUCUGGCAUAUGCUUGACACGAUCUAUGACAUGAUCGACCGAGGCCACCUGCAGCUGCUCGGCAUGUUCAUACGGCAUGCGCUUGUGCUGGCGCGGAGGCGCUUUCCCGAAAGCUACCCUCUCAUCCGUAUCCUUCAACAGCUCUCAGUGUGCGAUUAUCAGACUGAAAAUGGCCGCCAAUUCAUAUGUUAUCUGUUGCGGCAGGCGUGGUUACGGAAUGUCGAUCUUCUUGCGGACCACAUCAAGAAGUCGGCAUCUCAAGAGUUCUGGCUAUAUGAGCAGCUCAUCUGGGACGGUCGGACGAAAUUACGGCGGAAUAACGGACUCGCCAAUAGACGCGAGCUCAUGUACGAAGGCCUCGAGAACCUGGUUCAACAUGAAGAACAGCCCCUGGAGACUGAUGGCAACUUGGAGAAACUGAGAGCCGACGCCCUUAUAUUGGAGUUUACACAAAUGGACCUGGGUGACAGGGAAAAGGCUGAGCAGAUGGCGCUGGACUUGCUGGAUACCACCCAGUUCAAGCUGGGGGCUCUCUCGACUGCCAGAUUCCAUGCAUACGCUCGCAAGAUGCUGGCACGAAUCUUUGAGAGCAAAGAGGACUGGGAUCAGGUUGAGGAGAAUCUGAAAUCCGCCAUCCACAUGCGAGAGGCAGCGCACGGCACGAGCACCAAUCUGCGGGUCAUCCGCGACAUGUGGGUGCUCGCCGCAUACUAUCAAAAAGUCGGCAAGCUAGAAAACGCGCUGCAGGUCGCCCAAGACGCCAUCACCAGGGCGCAGCAGUAUCUACACGACCUCCCAGGGUGCGAAUAA
Trichoderma citrinoviride is the source of this 1524-nucleotide messenger RNA. RefSeq lists its product as hypothetical. The transcript is spliced from 2 exons. The coding region runs from base 1 to 1524 and encodes 507 amino acids. NCBI's taxonomy places the organism in Eukaryota, Fungi, Ascomycota, Sordariomycetes, Hypocreales, Hypocreaceae. Gene Ontology annotation, molecular function: protein binding. The record is from RefSeq and is a predicted model, not a curated record.